GCCGGAGACGGGGGUGGCACCGGCGGCGGCCUGUGGGGAGGGAGGGGGAUGGAGCGGCUCCGCAAGCUGUGGAGGGGCCGCACGAUGACCUUCGGGGUCCCCCUGUUGCUGUAUCUUGUUGGGGGAUCUUUUGGACUCCGUGAAUUUGCUCAAAUAAGAUAUGAUGUCCACAAACUACAUGGCAAGGGGGAAUUUGGAACUUGUUACGUCUUUUGACCAUGGUUCAGAAUCAUCCAAGGUUGAUCCAGCUUUGAAAGAAAAAUUAAAACAGAAUACUGUGACACUGGAAUCUGAAUAUGAGAAGCUGGAAAAGUCUGACUUGGAUAACUGGGAGAACAUCAGAGGACCCCGUCUGUGGGAAGAUUCCAGGACUGUUCAGCAGCAGCGGCGGGAGGCUCUCCGUCUCAAGACAGAGUGAUUGAGCAAGCCUACUUCAGUGCCUCUGAAAAAAAAAAGUCUCAGGCUGGACUGUCUUCUUUUUUAAUGCAGUGUCAGGAACAGACAUGGGAGGGGGAGGUUGCACUGAGCAAUUCUUGCCAAUGUAUAUAUAAAUAACUGUGAGAUCAAUCCAAAAGGCACUGUAUUUUACAAAGUUCUUCCUUUGUAUUCAUUUGCACAGAGUUCCACAGGCUGUAUAUAUGAAUUCUCAAUUAAAAAAAAAAAGCUGAUUAUUCUACCAAGAAUAUCCCUAUUAUUCAAAAGUGAGGUGCUUCUGCAAAGAAGAACAUUUUAAGAGUCACUUGUCAGUACCAGAAGUUGUCAUCCUAAUGAGAACAGCAGUGCUGUCAUCUGGAUGUGUGUGACCAGAUAAAUGCUGCUUCAGGGAGCCCCUGCCUGACUUCAGGCUCUUAAGCUUGGAAGCGACUUGCACGGGCAUAUGAGCUGUUCAGAACAAUGAGUCCAUUUUUGGCUAAAUAAUAUUCUUGUGUUUUAUUUCCAGGAUCUGGACUGUACAGAGGCAUGUACGGAAUGUCAGCUGCUGAUGGGUCAAGUAACACUGCCUUAGCUGUGGUCAGGUUUUUGUGAUGAGUUAAUGAUACCUUCGUGCAGACCUUUGCACUGGAACUUCUCAGUUUAAGUUGGAAGAAUUCUUCCUCACUAAGAGCUGUGCUGUUUCUCUGUGAGAAAGUGUUGUAGCAGAAUCUUCUUGAACCACUUUACAGCGGCAAAGCUCAUCUUACACGUAUUAAUACGUGUGUAUUUGCCCACGUGCACAGAAGUCUUUUAUCUUUCGAUGAAUCCUUCUGAAAUGCUUGUCUUUUUGUAUUUGUUGUUGUGUGCUGAAUGUUUGCUGUCAGAGGAAAACAUGCUAACAUUCAGGACCCUUCUGCUGAGACAGUUCAGUGAAGAAGCAUCUAGUCCAUUUUUAAAACUAAAUUAAGCUUUUGAUAAGGUGUUACAAAAGGCUUGCAAAAUUCCUCAUCAGAAUAAUGUAAUAGUAGAGCACAGAUUAACAGUAGAUUCUAGUUUCAAAGCGUUCAGUGACACCUAAAUGUAAAUCCUUUUGGAACUGUCUUUGGAAGACGUGUGGUCUUACUGCUCUCUGCAAGACAUGUCAAAUACAAUCUAAAUACCCUUUUGGACACUUUACUUAGGGUAGCCUCCAUGUGCUCAUGUGAAUCUUCCCUUAGCAUUUAAUUUUCUUCAGUCUCUCAGUGCUGAGGUCGAGACUUUCUCUCAGGAUGUAGAAUCAACUUUGAUUUUAGAGAGUUGUAAUGCAAUUCAUGAAGCAUUACAUGAAAUAUGUUAGCCAUGUUCUGUGCAUGUUUUCUUCUCAUAGAGUUGCGAAGCUCAUGAGGAAGUGUUGCAUGUUAUCUGGAACAAGGUUGGAGCCAUGUGUUUGUGUGUUUCCCUGUUCAGUAUCUUACAUAUCUUUGGUUUUAAAUAAAUUUAAUAACAAAUUAAACCAAA
Molecule: messenger RNA, 1911 nt
Organism: Calidris pugnax (ruff)
Lineage: Eukaryota; Metazoa; Chordata; Aves; Charadriiformes; Scolopacidae
Product: cytochrome c oxidase assembly protein COX16 homolog, mitochondrial
Exons: 5
Coding region: 161-418 (85 amino acids)
Biological process (GO): mitochondrial respiratory chain complex IV assembly
Cellular component (GO): mitochondrial inner membrane
Source: RefSeq, a predicted model, not a curated record